Messenger RNA from Talaromyces stipitatus ATCC 10500, 1701 nucleotides. Its product is annotated as efflux pump antibiotic resistance protein, putative. Bases 1 to 1701 code for a protein of 566 amino acids. Gene Ontology annotation, biological process: transmembrane transport. NCBI's taxonomy places the organism in Eukaryota, Fungi, Ascomycota, Eurotiomycetes, Eurotiales, Trichocomaceae. The record is from RefSeq and is a predicted model, not a curated record. The transcript is spliced from 3 exons. Gene Ontology annotation, molecular function: transmembrane transporter activity.
AUGGAGCUAAAGGAAGAUAACAAACACUCCUCCAGCGACUCAACGUCCUCGUCUCCACAGCCUCCCUCCAACCUCACGUUUGCUGGACCGCAAGAACACAAUGAUAAUGGCGGUAGGAAGGUAUCAUCUGUAAGGGAAUAUACGAUUCUUCCAGCAGAAGAAGUCGAAUACCCAUCCGGAUUUAGAUUAUGGAUUACUAUGGUUGCCAUGAUGCUCAGCAUCUUCUUGAUUGCUAUGGAUAUGACCAUCGUCGCCACCUCUGUCCCUGCGAUCACCAACGAAUUCAACGGCAUCAAGGACCAGGCAUGGUAUGCUUCCUCCUUCUUUUUGACGUCUGGUGGCUUCCAGUCAACAUGGGGAAAGAUUUAUCAGAACUUUCCUCUUAAAAUCAGCUUCCUGACCGCGAUCUUCAUCUUUGAGGUUGGGAGCACGAUUUGUGCCGCUGCUCCUUCGUCUGUAGCAUUCAUCGUGGGUCGGGCAAUCGCAGGCGUCGGAGCUGCGGGCGUUGGCUCAGGGUCGUAUACGAUUGUCGCUUUCAUUUCGGAGCCCAAGAAGAGAGCAAAUUUUGUUUCAAUGCUUGGUGCCAUCUUCGGUAUCGGAAGUGUCUUAGGACCUCUCAUUGGUGGUGCUUUUUCUACUAAUGUUACCUGGCGGUGGUGCUUUUACAUUAAUCUUCCUAUUGGAAUUCCCCCGGUCCUCGCUAUCAUAUUUUUCUUUCGUACUCCGACGGCUGCCCGCUCUACAGAAUCCUCUUUUAAAACUAAACUGCUCCAGAUGGAUCCACUGGGCUUGUCGCUGCUUCUAGGGGGUAUCGUCACUUACCUUCUCGCCGUACAAUACGGCGGCACGUCAAAACCCUGGAACUCUGGUACCGUUAUCGGCCUCCUCGUUACUUCCGUUGUGGUGUUCAUUCUCUUUGGAAUAGUUGAAUUUUGGCAAGGCGAGAGCGCGACAGUAAUCCCCCGACUCUUCAAGAAGCCUUUUGUCGGCAUGUCAAUGGUCUACAUAUCCUUUCAGGGUGGUGCGCUUUUCUCGAUGGUCUACUACCUCCCUCUCUACUUUCAGGCUAUCCUCGGUGAUAGUGCCGUACUGGCAGGUGCACAUAACCUAGCAUUUAUUGUCCCAGCCAUGAUUUCGGUCCUUGUCGCGGGUAUCAUCGUCACCAAUACCGGGAUGAUCACUGCAGUUAUGACCGUUGGGUCAGCAAUCGGAGCUCUCGGCUGCGGCUUAUGCUCCUUAUUUGGUCUUGACACCACGAUUGGAGUAUGGAUUGGAGUUCAGAUUGUGGCCGGCGUUGGCCUUGGCCUCGGAUUUCAAGUUCCCCUAACCACUGGUCAGGCCAGCGUCCAGGAGUCAGACCUACCAGCUGUCACGUCCAUGUUACUCGAGUUUCAGACGCUGGGUGGUGCCAUUUGGGUAUCGGCCUCGCAAGCAGUAUUUAUCAACAGAAUGUUGAUUGUUCUGCCGGAAUUGGCUCCUAACGUGAACCCUAGACAAGUCAUAGCUACUGGUGCCGGGGAUUUACGCACCGUGUUUGAUCCGGAACAGCUCCCGGGCAUUCUAACUGCCUAUUCCCAGGGCAUUAAAGAUGCAUACCUUCUCAUAUGUGCUCUUAUUGGUGUUUCUAUGUUUGUGGCCGCAUCAAUGCCUUGGAAGAAACUGGAUAUUAAUGUUAUCGAAGGCGCCGGAGAUAGCGCUUAG